AGCGCUGAUGCUGUUGCUGAUGCUGUUGCCCGGCGCCUGAAUCUGUGCAGCCAGACAGGGGGAACCGGUCCAUCACCACCAUCACCACCACCACCACCAUCAGCAGCCGAGGAGAAGACAGGGGCCAGAGGGGGAGUGAGUCGGAUCUUCAGCAUCCCCGGAGAGUCGCAUACGCAGUGAGAAGAUGACGCUGGCAGCCUACAAAGAGAAGGUCAAAGAGCUCCCCCUGGUGUCUCUGUUCUGCGCCUGCCUCAAUCCACGCACUGCAGAUCAGCCCACCUACAAGGCAGAAGACGCGGUGGACCUGGGCUGGUGCGUCAUCAAAGACGUGGAGGUGAUCGAGCUGAACAAGCGAACGUCGGGCCAGGCCUUCGAGGUCAUCCUCAAGCCGCCGUCCUUCGAUGGCGUGCCAGAACUCAAUACCUCAAUGCCGCAGCGCCGCGAUCCUUCCCUGGAGGAGAUCCAGAAGAAGCUGGAGGCGGCCGAGGAGAGGCGAAAGUGCCAGGAGGCCGAGCUGCUGAAGCACCUGGCCGAGAAGAGGGAGCACGAGCGGGAGGUGAUCCAGAAGGCCUUCGAAGAGAACAACAACUUUAUCAAGAACGCCAAGGAGAAGCUGGAGCAGAAGAUGGAGGCCAACAAGGAGAACCGGGAGGCUCUGCUGGCCGCCAUGCUGGAGAGGCUGCAGGAGAAGGACAAACACGCCGAGGAAGUGAGGAAGAACAAGGAGAUGAAAGAGGAGGCCUGCCGGUAGACGAGAGGGGGAAGGAGCCAGACUGGGAGUUUCAAAAUAAAAAAGAAAGGAUGUCAAACCAGAAA
Molecule: messenger RNA, 816 nt
Organism: Salarias fasciatus (jewelled blenny)
Lineage: Eukaryota; Metazoa; Chordata; Actinopteri; Blenniiformes; Blenniidae
Gene: stmn4
Product: stathmin-like 4
Exons: 6
Coding region: 185-751 (188 amino acids)
Biological process (GO): microtubule depolymerization; neuron projection development; regulation of microtubule polymerization or depolymerization
Cellular component (GO): cytoplasm; neuron projection
Molecular function (GO): tubulin binding
Source: RefSeq, a predicted model, not a curated record